GUGCUGGAAAGUCUCUUUCUAGGCCUUCUUUUCUCGACUCUUGAUGUCUCGAUCGUCUACACGUCCUUGCUCACCAUAUCUCUUGACCUGAGAGACUUUGUCAAAACCCCCUGGGUGGCGUUGUCAUACUUCCUGACAUUCGUUAGCCUUGCCACCCCAUUCGCAAAGGCCAGCGACAUCUGGGGCCAUCGGAGAACGCUCUUAUGGGCCUGGGCAUUGUUUACCAUUGGUUCGCUCGGCAGUGGUUUUGCCACUUCAAUAGACCAGCUCAUAUUCUUCCGCGCUGUGCAAGGCUGCGGCGGUUCUGGGCUGUACAGCCUCGUCCAAAUUGGUCUAUUUGAUAUU
Messenger RNA from Microdochium trichocladiopsis, 345 nucleotides. Its product is annotated as major facilitator superfamily domain-containing protein. The annotation marks the transcript as partial. Gene Ontology annotation, biological process: transmembrane transport. The record is from RefSeq and is a predicted model, not a curated record. The transcript is spliced from 2 exons. Lineage: Eukaryota; Fungi; Ascomycota; Sordariomycetes; Xylariales; Microdochiaceae. Gene Ontology annotation, molecular function: transmembrane transporter activity.